AAUUAUUUGUCUGUAAUAUGAAAAGUUAGAGCUUAAUCAAAGGGACUGUUUUGAGAAUUAAAAUUAGCCGAUUACAUUUUUACAGUAAACUUUACCAAUGAGCAUCCUUAAGGGUGCAUUGGAAAGGCUGUUAGCCGAGGCUCAAUCAUCAAAGCAAAAAGAGCUCGAACAAGUUUGUUCUACAGCUUUGGAACAAUUACUACAAAAUAUAGAUAUAAUCACAAAAGAAAAUGCUUCAAACAAAAAUAAACAAAACGGAAUUACGAAUGAAAUUAGUGAAAAAGUUUCCGGUGAAACUAAUGAGAAGGAGGGAAAAACAAAAAGUAGUUCUUCGCCGGGCAAAUCAAUCGAAAAUGCAUCUCCUAGUUUAUUAUCUGGCGGAAACGGACGAAUAUCCAUUUCUAGUAGUUUAUUUGCGCGUGCUGGAGAAGAUUUACCAAAAAUCAUGGCCGAUAAUUAUUGGCAACCAUUUAGGCUUGCUUGUGGUAACUCAAUGCCAAAUAAUAUAAGGAUCUUAGCACUAGAUUGUUUACAAAAAGUAAUUGCUCACGGGCUUUUUAAAGGGUUAAAUCCAAUUGCACCUCCAAAAGAUACACAAACAAAGAAGAAAGAUUCAAAAGUAAAAAAAAAUAAUAAUAAUGGUGGGUUUAGUGAGACAAAUAAUAUAUCACAUAUCGAUGUAUCAACGCCCUUCGAUGAUAAUAAUGAAAUUGAGGAAAGUAGCUAUUCCAAUUUUCCUAAUCCUGCCCGAUUAAUUGAUGAUGUUGUCCAUACAGUUUGUAUUGGUUUUGUUGGUCCUCAAACUGAUAAUACUGUUCAGCUUCAAAUAUUGAAAGUUUUACUUACACUUGUUACUACAGAACAAUGUCCUGUUCACGGAAUUAGUUUACUAAAAAUUAUUCAAACGUGUUGUAACAUUUAUUGUUUCUCAAAAAGUCAAGUAAAUCAAGCAACCGCAAAAGCUGAACUAACUCAAAUUUCAAAUGCAAUUGUUGCGAGAUGGAAGGAGUUUUCUAUUGAGUUAUCAAAACAGGAAGCUGCGAAAAGCGCAGAAACAAUUUCAGAAAUUAAAUUAACCAAAGAAAAAAACGAUAAUCAUGAGUUAGAUAAUGAAAGUAAUGUGGAAAAAAAUGGUGUUGAAAAUAAGAACAAUAGUAUUGAAACUUUUGAAUCGGAAUCAACUAUUGGUUCAAAGUCAGUAAAUGGUAUAGGGGAAAUUUCCGAAUCGUCGUCAGAAAUUAUCGAAAGUACUUUAAUAGAAAAUGAAGUUAUUAAUGACGAAAAUUCUAACUCACAGGAUAUAAUUGAAAAAAUGCGAGAUGAGAAAGGAAAUAACAAAAAAGAUGAUAAUUCUUUUGAAUUGGAACAUAAAAAUCUAGAACAAAAUUCAUUAAACAAGAAAUUGGAAAAUGGGGUUAAAAGUAAAAAUGAAAUUUCUGAUGCCGUGCCCGUUGUUACAACAAUUAAAGGAAAGGAUACAUCAUCUGAGAUACUAAACGAGGAUAAAGCGCCUUUAAAAAGAAGGAGAUCAUCUUUAGCAUCCAAAAAAGAUCUUAAGAUCACGAUACCUCCUCUCAACACUGGAAAGAAAUCUAAAACAAUACCUAAUCGACAAGACGCGUCUCAUGAAACCUUGGUUAUUUUACGUAAAGAUCUUUAUUUAACCUUUAAAUUAUUUUGUAAACUAUCUAUGCGGUCUGAUUCAACCGAAAAUUUGCAAAAUGAAGAAAUAAAUCUUCGCGGUCGCUCUUUAGUAUUAGAAUUAAUUUUAUCAAUGUUGGAUAAUUCCGGUCCAAUCUUUCAGUCUGAUGAACUAUUUAUUAAUUUAAUUCGUCAAUCUCUUUGUGUUUCAUUAUCACAGAAUGGGGUUUCAUCUAAUGAACAACUUUUUGAACUUUCACUUUCUAAUUUUUUAAUGUUAUUACGAUACUAUCGUGCACCUUUGAAAACAGAACUGGAAGUACUAUUUAGCGAAAUUUAUCUAAGAUUCUUAGAUAUGUCAAAUGCGACUUAUCAGCAAAAACAUUUAGUAUUACAAGGUCUAAUUAAGAUAUGUCAAAAGCCGCAGAUUUUGCUGGAUAUUUAUUUGAAUUACGAUUGUGAUUUUUCAAUGGCUAGCGUAUUCGAACAUAUAGUAACUUCAUUGUCUAAAAUCUCGCAAAUCCGCACAAAAAGUCAAAGCGGGUCGACAAUGGGUAAUUUAAUGGGUACAAAUUCGUCAAAUCUAGAAUUGGUGGCAUUACAGGAUAAGAUACUGAAGGUGAAAGGAUUAAGGUGUUUAAUAGCUAUUGUCAAAUCUUUGAUUGAAUGGUGUAAGGAUUUGGAAAGAAAAAAUGGCAUAAAGACUCCACAAUCUUCACCUCGUAAUCCUUCGCCUGAUAUUUCAGAAGACAAAACUCCAGUAAUUUUUUCGAAGAAUCCUUUGCUUAAUGUAAAUUUUUCUACAUUACAUGCAAAUUCUAGUGGAAGUAGCGUUGGUAUAGAAGAUUAUGAAGAUAAUCCAGCACAAUACCAAGAAAUCAUGUCACGUAAACAAACUUUACGUGAAGGUAUUAAGCUAUUCAACGCAAAACCAACUAAGGGGCUUAAUUUUUUAAUAGGGAAUGGUUUCUUAAAAAAUGAUAGUGUUAGCAUAAUAUCUUUCCUAUCUUCAACUCCAGGUUUAAGUAAAGCUGCUAUAGGUGAAUAUUUAGGCGAAGGUGAUCCAGAAGCUAUCAAAAUCAUGCAUGCCUUUGUGGAUCGUAUGGAUUUCAUGGGAUUGGGGUUUGUUGAUGCCUUGAGAGUAUUUUUACAGACAUUUCGAUUACCCGGUGAAUCACAAAAAAUUGAUCGGAUUAUGGAAAAGUUUGCUGAUCGUUAUUGUGAAAAUAAUCCAGAUAUAUUCGCAAAUGCAGAUACUGCAUAUAUUCUUGCCUAUUCCGUUAUUAUGCUAAAUACUGAUCAGCAUUCAGCACAAGUUAAGAGACGCAUGGAUAAAUCCGAAUUCACUAAGAAUAAUCGAGGUAUUAAUAAUAAUAAUGAUUUACCUGAUGAAUUUUUGGGGGAAAUAUUUGACGAGAUUGCAAAUAACGAAAUUGUUAUGGAGGAAGAACAAAUAUCAGAAGUGGCAAAAACUGCAAUUAGCCAUGCAAAUGAUCGGGAACGUCAAGAACUAUACGAGAGAGAAAUUUCACAGAUGCAAAAGAAAAGUCAGGCAUUGUUGAAGAGUAACAGGGAAGGUCAUACGCCAGCUGUUUGGCGAAGUGCUUCGCACGCAGAUCAUGUUAAGCCAAUGUUUGCAAUUGUAUGUUGGCCUUUAAUGGCUACUCUUAGCCUUGUUUUUGAAGAAGCUGACGCAAAUGGGUAUUUUAAAGCAGCUGAAUUUAUACAAGCAAAUCAAGAAUCAGUCGAACUUUGUCUUGAAGGAUUUCUUGGUGCUAUAAGAAUUAGUAGUAUCUUUAGAAUGGAUGUUGAAAGAGAUGCUUUUGUGUCUUCAUUAGCUAAGUUGACGGGUUUAAAUCAUGUUGAUGAAAUGAGGUCCAAAAAUGUAACAGCGAUAAAAACGUUACUUUCCGCUGCUAAUUCCUACGGUGAAGGUCUACAAUCUUCAUGGCUCAUUGUUUUAAAGACAAUAUCUACGAUGGAGCGAUAUCAACUUAUUGAUAGUUCAACAGGAUCGGUCGUUUAUACUACAGAAGGGCUAAGUGGUUUGGAUUAUUCUCCACAAAAUAAUAAAAAUGUCGUACAAUCUACUACAAAUUCUUCAAGUAAUCCGUCAUCCAUAACUUCUGCCUCACGACAGAGUAUUAGCAAAACACGUCGUGGUUCACUUGGGGGUGUUAUGAAGGAGUUUCAAUCACAAAGUACAAUAAUAGCUAUCGACCGAAUUUUUACAAACAGUGUGAAAUUGAGUGGCGAUGCGAUUGUUCAUUUUUUCGGUGCAUUGUGCUCAGUUUCUCUUGAGGAAGUAAAUUUUUCAAGAACGUCACCAAGAAUGUACAGCUUGCAGCGUAUUGUUGAAAUUGCAUAUUAUAAUAUGUCAAGAAUUCGGUUUGAAUGGACACAAAUUUGGAAAAUUCUCCAACCUCAUUUCAAUACUGUUGGAUGUCACCCUAAUGAUAUUGUUGCUAUUUUUGCUAUUGAUUCUCUCAGACAAUUGAGCAUGAAAUUUUUGGAAAGAGAUGAGUUAUCACAUUAUAAUACCCAGAGUGAAUUUAUGAAACCUUUUGAACACAUAAUUAAAAAUAAUCCAUCACCAAAUAUACAUGACCUUAUUAUUCAAUCAUUUACUCAAAUGAUUUCUGCUCGUGCAAAAAACAUUAAAUCUGGUUGGAAGAGCAUCUUUGUAGUUUUUGGUCGUGCUGCAUCUGAUGAAAAUCCUCAAUUAGUAGAGAAUACUUUUGCCGUUGCUAGAUUAGUCUACCAAAAACAUCUGGAUCUUAUUGGACCAGCCUUUGUUGAUUUUGUAAACUGCAUCGUGGAAUUUGCUUUUAAUGCAAAGGAAGAGGAACUUGUUAAUGAAGCAAUAAGAAUGCUACAAGGGUGUGUUAAAGUUUUAGUAAAGGAUGUGGAUAGUACAUCUGGGAAAACUGAAAACAAGAGAGAUAUGAUAGUAAUACCACAAACCACUGAACAAUCUACGCUGACAAAAAAGAAAUUACAACAUAUUGAAGAAGAACAAUUCUUUUUGAAAUGGUUCCCCGUUGUUUCAGGGCUCUCUCGGUUAGUUAUAGAUUCAGAAUCUCAAACUGUCCGAAAUAAAGCGUUAGAAGCUCUUUUCGACAUAUUAAAAUCUACUGGUCAUCUUUUUGAGAUAACAUAUUGGAUAAAGAUUUUUAGAAAUGUUAUUAUGCCUAUAUUUGAAGAUCUUAAGGAGCCAACUCCGUCACAACAAACUUCAACGGUUGAUUUUAGGAGACGCGAAUCUACAGCAGAAGUUUGGAUUCAAACAAUACGCCUGAUGGUAGAUCUUUAUGCUCGAUUUCAUGAAAUAUUCGUUACACAGCCUGAAUUUCUAGUAGAACUAUUAGAUUUACUUGUGGCACUUCUUAAACGUAGAAAUGAAAAAUUGGGUCAAACAGGUAUUCGAUGUUUCCAUAAUUUAAUAGCCAGAAAUGGAAUUCGCUUCGAUAACGUAACAUGGAAAAUAGUGACUAAUACACUUGAGGAAAUUUUCAAAUGGACUACACCAAAAGAGCUUUUGGAAGUGGAUACAGUUGCGUCUGAUAACCACAGGGAUGAAACAAUUAACGUUAGACUGAAUCAUGUAGGCGGUAACAACCAAGUUAACCAAGUUCCAAAUGGAUCUGAAGAAGAUUCUAUAGAUUCUCUAGUAAAUGAGAAUCCAUAUCCACCUGCUCAGACAGCAGCUAUAACUACAAAAGUUGAUAUCGAUUUCGCUCAUGCAGUUAUCAAAUGUGCGGCACAACUUACUGCCAUUCAGUCAGUACGAGAUCUUGCUCUUAAUGACGCAGCGUCAAGAGAACAAGGAGAACAAGUUCAUUAUCUUGCGCGAAUGCCAGCCGAAUAUCGAAAUCGAUGGUUGAGAUGUCUUUAUAAUUCAUAUAAAUUUGCAUAUGAUUUUAAUGCAAACCAUGACCUUCGACGUGCAUUAUUAAAAGAAGGAUAUGUUCAGCAAAUGCCAAACCUUACGAAACAAGAAACAUCUGCAUUAUCUGUAUUUCUUUCGAUCCUUUAUGAUCUAUACCGAACAUUUGGUGAUGCAGACCGGGAUUUAUUACCACCACUUGUAGAAGAAUCAACAAAAGUGCUUGAGCAAUUUAUACGAUUAAUUAAUGAACCAGUAUCUAGUCAGCAACAACGAGAAAUGACAAAUUGGUCACCAUUAGUAAUAAUCGUACUAAGAGAAUUAUGUAAAACGAAAUGGGAUUCUGGAAAGCGAGCAGAUAGUGAUGCUGAUUUGUUUGAUGAUGAUGCCGGAGAAAUUCAUGAUACAAGAACUACAAGAUUAGUCGGAUUAAGGAAACAAAUACCAGAUUUUUAUCAAUUAGCAAUUAAGAUAAUUGGUGUGGAUGGAUCAGAUGUUAGGGUUGCACUUCAAGAAUUUUUAGAAAAAGUUGGAAAUGAAUUUUUGAAUGUUGAUCGAUGGGAUAAUUAACAGUAAAGACUAUUGGAUAAAUGUAAUAUUUAUUGAAAGCAUGUAAUACUAAUGUUUUAAUUAUACCAUUAACUGUUAGUUUGAUUGCAUAAUAGAUAAUCAUUUACUUAUUUUAUUAUAUUAAUAAUAUUUUUUUUCUAUUAUACUGAAAAUGUAUUAUAGUUUUAUCAAAAAUUAUUUUUUAUUUCUAAAAUUUUAAUUAGUAAAAAACAU
Messenger RNA from Rhizophagus irregularis DAOM 181602=DAOM 197198, 6310 nucleotides. RefSeq lists its product as uncharacterized. Gene Ontology annotation, molecular function: guanyl-nucleotide exchange factor activity. The record is from RefSeq and is a predicted model, not a curated record. Lineage: Eukaryota; Fungi; Glomeromycota; Glomeromycetes; Glomerales; Glomeraceae. Gene Ontology annotation, biological process: regulation of ARF protein signal transduction.